UUCAGCAUCUUCCUCUUAACUUUAAAAUCACUUUUUUUCUGAAAAUUCCAAAAUCCCCAACGCCGCCUCUCCCGGUGUCUCCUCCGUCUCGCCCGCCGGUCCGCCGUCACCUCCGCCGCUUGCUCUUUCACUUCACCUACGUGGCGCAAUCUCAGCCGUCCGUCCAUUUUUCGUGCUCGUGAAUCUAGGCCCCUCGCUUUUUUUCUCAUCCCGAGGCCAAAAAACCAGAUCUGCUUCCAAUCCAAUCCACUCUCUUCUAAAUUCUCGCUUUCUUUUCUUCUUCGCUUCAACUCCUCAUAUCGUGUUCUUCAUUCAUCUUCUUCUGGAUUUUGUAGAAGAUUCGGAAAAGUUAUGGCCAAGGUAGCAUCAAUUUGCUGUGCAGCUCUUUCGGUUCUGCUUUUAAUGCAAUUCUCUGUUUCAGCGGAUUCUCCGGCGGAAUCUCCCGCUCCGCCGCCGCAAUCUGGCGUAGAUUCUCCUCCGCGGCGUUCUCCUUCUAGCAUAUCCAGUCCACCGGACGCAUCGCCUCGAAACGCACCGGUGAAUUCUCCUCCAUCGCCUCCACCAACAGAUCUUGCUCCUGAUUCGUCUCCGAUUCCACCGCCUCCUCCUUCCUCUUCUCCGGCUCCAUCUCCACCGCCAACCGAAGCUAGCGACAUUAGCCGGAGCAAUGUGAUUAAAGAAAACGAAUCGGAUGAAGAAUCGAAAGACGGAAUGAGUGGAGCUCAGAAAUUCGGAAUCGCAAUAGCAGUGAUCGCGGCGGUUGUUUUAGUUGGAUUUGGAGGAGUGGUGUACAAGAAGCGCCGAGACAAUAUUCGCCGAUCUCACUAUGGAUAUACAGCAAGAAGAGAGAUCCUCUGAAGAUCGCCAUGGCUCUGGUACAUUAUCAUUUCUUAAUGGAAUUACAUUUUCUUUUGGUAUACACAGUUUUAGGGAUUCAUCCACAGUUCCAACUCUGGAUUGAAUAUUCUUUUUGCUCGAUUACGACUCCAUUGUUCAUUACUGAUGUGUUAGAUUUUACUGUUAUAUUUCAAUGUUUUCGAAUUCAGAUUUCAUAUUCUGCUUCCUUGAUUCAUUUUCUGAUCUUCUUCUGUCGUAUUCUUGAGGAUUUGAUUCCUGUUUGGUUGGCUGAGAAAGUUCUGGAAGAGAAAAUCGUUUGAGAAUUCA
Messenger RNA from Benincasa hispida (wax gourd), 1164 nucleotides. RefSeq lists its product as uncharacterized. The record is from RefSeq and is a predicted model, not a curated record. Lineage: Eukaryota; Viridiplantae; Streptophyta; Magnoliopsida; Cucurbitales; Cucurbitaceae.